Argiope bruennichi is the source of this 8873-nucleotide messenger RNA. Its product is annotated as ATPase family AAA domain-containing protein 2-like. NCBI's taxonomy places the organism in Eukaryota, Metazoa, Arthropoda, Arachnida, Araneae, Araneidae. Gene Ontology annotation, biological process: positive regulation of transcription by RNA polymerase II. Bases 255 to 4571 code for a protein of 1438 amino acids. The record is from RefSeq and is a predicted model, not a curated record. Gene Ontology annotation, molecular function: ATP hydrolysis activity; ATP binding; chromatin binding. The transcript has 26 exons. Gene Ontology annotation, cellular component: nucleus.
UUUUUGUGCUGCACAUGAGGCCGUGGUGGUAUGUUUAUGUUAGGUUUAAAGUCUGCAACUAAAACAAAAGCCAACAUGUUCUUAAAAAUAUGAUAUAUUUUGUUAUCCAAUAUAAUAAUUCAGAAUGAAAACUCGAUCAAGUGGAGGAGGAAUUGAUAAAGACGAUGAUAGAAUUAUCCUGCUGUCUGUGUUUAGUUUGUAAUCAAAACUGAAUUUCAAAAGACAAACGUUUGUAGUAUUUUGUUUUGCGUCAAAUGCAUACAUCAAACAUUAAAAGGGAUACAGAAACAGAUGAAAGCUCUUAUACAAAUUCUACUAGAAGACGGAAGAUUCCUAAUAAAGUAAAUGAUCAUUUGCCCCAGUUUGGGAGGAAUGGUCUAAGGAGACUUGGAAAUCACUUAUCGCAGGGUAUAAAACAGGAGCAUGAAAAUAGUAGAGACACAGACCAGAAAUCUUCUUUAGCCACAAUCUCUUCACAUUCCAAUUCAAAUGAAAUGUUCGUGAAUGGGGGAGAACACAUUGAUGAAAAGCAAAAUGUUCGUCGCAGCACUCGACAGAGGAAAUUCACCUAUGAUAAUCUCAACCAAACAUGGCUUUUAGCCUCAAGUAUACCCGAAUUUUCAAAAUUCGAGUCCCUAUUCACUUCGGAGCAAAGAAGUCCACAGGAUGAGUCCACAUGUGAUACUGUACGGCCUAGAAGGUCAGAGCGAAAUCACAGUUCUGAACUGAGACGGCUAGGCUUGGGAAAUGAUGGCUUGGAGUUUGAAGAUAUGUACAGUCGAGUGAAACGAAAAAGAAGGAAGACUGUACACACUUUUUACACAAGACGAAUUUCCCGAGAUGGUGGGAGCAUGGCAGACACUGAAGAUACUGAUCAAGACCAGAAUGGGAUUUCGGAUUCAGAUACUAUAGAAGAUCAAAGUGACCUUGAAAGAACUCAAGCUGAGUUUCCUCCAGGUAUAUCAGUGGGUGAAUCGCAAGAAAACAGCGUGGGUCAUGGUUCAAAAUAUUCGCUAAGACCUAAAAAGCCAAUAACUGAAAGAUUUCAGUUCCCUAUAAAAACAACUCGGCCUCGACGGUCUGCUACCACCACUAUUUUUGAAGCUACUCAGCAUCAUGCCAGACCAAGGGAAAGAGAGAGUUUUAAAAGUACAGCACACAGAUCUCAUUUGUACAGAAGAAAAAGACAUGCCAUUCACAGCUCAUCUAGUAGCUCUAGUGAUGAUGAAAGGAGAUUUGAAAAACGAAAAGCAAUGAGUAUGGCUAGAGCCAGAAAUAGGUGCCUUCCUCUUAAUUUUAUUGAAGAUGAUCUUUCCAAAGGUGCAUUACGUGAUAGAAUGAAAAUAGGUUGUAGCUUAGCUGAUAUUGAUCCUAUGAGCAUUGAUAAAACGGUGUCUUUUGAUCAUGUUGGGGGUUUGGAUAAACAUAUUCGUUCUUUAAAAGAGAUGAUUCUUUUCCCUUUGAUGUAUCCUGAAGUUUUUCAGCGAUUUAAAAUUUCACCUCCCCGCGGGGUUUUAUUCUAUGGACAACCAGGCACGGGUAAAACAUUGGUUGCCAGAGCUCUUGCAAAUGAAUGUAGUACAGGUGAUAAACGGGUGGCUUUCUUUAUGCGGAAAGGUGCUGACUGCCUUAGCAAAUGGGUAGGCGAAUCUGAGAGACAGUUGAGACUUUUAUUUGAUCAAGCAUAUUCCAUGAGGCCAUCUAUAAUUUUCUUUGAUGAAAUUGAUGGUCUUGCGCCCGUUCGGUCAACUCGGCAGGAUCAAAUACAUAGCUCUAUUGUUUCAACACUACUGGCACUAAUGGAUGGCUUGGACAAUCGAGGUGAAAUAGUUAUCAUUGGUGCUACAAAUAGACUAGAUGCCAUUGAUCCAGCUCUGCGCAGACCAGGUCGUUUUGACCGUGAAUUGCUCUUUCCUUUACCAUCAUAUCAGGCUCGGGAACAGAUACUUCGUAUAAUAACAAAAGAUUGGAUUCCACCUUUGUCUGAGACAUUGUUAUCAGAAUUAGCAGCAUGUACCACUGGAUAUUGUGGAGCAGAUUUGAAAGCAUUGUGUUCUGAAGCAGCUCUUGUUGCACUUCGCCGUCGAUAUCCUCAAAUAUAUUCUUCAAAAGAAAAGCUGUUGUUAGAUGUAGAAACUAUUCAAGUCCAAUCUGUUGAUUUUGUAAAUGCAUUGAAGAAAAUGAAACCAUCUGUUCAGAGAUGCUCAGUUGUGUCUUCUAAACCCUUGUCAACUGUAGUUAAACCAUUGUUAGAGCCUGUUUUGCGAACUAUUUCUCAGAAAGCUUCCAAGAUAUUCCCUUUCCUUACUCUGACCACAAGUCAAGUUGUAAAUUCUAGUGAAAAGAAUGUAUCUGUUGAUAUUGAUUCAGAUGACAGUGAGAGUUGCCUUUAUUUUGAUGAUGUUCCAAAACUGAAUAAUACAUGUCUUCUUUCACCCAAAACUCGGCUAAGGCUUUCAGAUAUUAAAUCACAUUUAACUAGUUUUGUUCCAAUUGUUCAUCGACCUUAUUUUUUGAUAUCUGGAAAAGAAGGCCAGGGACAAGGGAGCCUAGCUCCUGCUCUGUUGCACCUUUUUGAAAAUGUUACUAUCCACAGGCUAGAUAUACCUGCUUUAUAUGCUGUGACAACACGAGCUCCAGAGGAGGCAUGUGCUCAGAUUUUCCAUGAAGCUCAGAGAAAUGUGCCCAGUGUUAUCUUUCUUCCUCACAUUGGCUAUUGGUGGGAAACUUUGUCUGAAACUGUUCGGGCUACCUUUUUAUCUCUUUUACAGGAUUUAGAUCCAUCCCUUCCUGUAAUGUUGUUUGCUACCAGUGAUGUUAUCUAUUACCAACUUCCAAUAAAGAUUCAAGAGAUUUUUGGUGGCUGUGCCGAUCAGGUAUUUAGCAUGCGUAAUCCAACAGCUGAUGAACGCAAAGCUUUCUUCUCACAGCUAAUUAAAGAAAUUUAUAAAUUGCCUCACAAACCUGUUCAAAAAGCAACACUAGAAGAGCUUCCUAAAGCACCACCACCUGCUUGCCGACAACUGACCCCGGCAGAACUGAACAAGUUGAGACAAAGGGAGGAAGCUACACUAAGAGAGCUACGUUUAUUUCUUAGAGAUAUUUUGACUAAGUUGGCAAAAGAUCGCCGAUUUACAGUUUUUUCCAGACCUGUUGAUCCUGCUGAGGUUCCAGAUUAUCAUCAUGUAAUUAAAAAUCCAAUGGACUUGGAAACCAUGAUGACGAAAAUUGACCUACAAAGAUAUGAAACUGUUGGCCAGUUUUUAAGUGAUAUAGAUCUUGUUUGUCAAAAUGCACUGGAUUAUAAUCCUGAUAGGGACCCAUCAGAUAAGAUAAUAAGACACCGAGCGUGUUCUUUAAAGGAUGUUGCUCAUGCUCUUGUUUUAACUGAAUUGGAUGCAGAAUUUGAGAAAAUGUGCCAAGACAUUCAAAACGCUCGAAGAGAAAGAGGUGAAAUACCUGCUCCAUAUCCUCCAAAGAAGAAUAAUGCGGUGCAUAAAGAUCUCCCAAACGGCAAUUCAUCUGCAGCUGUUCCUGGUGAGAUUCGAAGAACGAGAUCUGCAGUUGACACAACAGAAAAACCGAGCGAUCGGAAAGAAAACAGUGAGUCUUUGUCUUCACCUACAAGAUUCAGUAAACGUAUCAGAGAAAUGACUACAUCAACUAUAUCAAAUGAAAGCCCUAAUUCAAAAAAACAAAAUUACCAAUAUCCUACUCGGUCUGUACGCUACAUGAUAUGGAGGAAAAAGAAGAAAUACCCAGUUUACGGUGGUUGCAAGCAGCGGUUGAUCCGCCGCAAGAUAAACAAUGCAGGCGUUAACAACCGUUCUAAAAAUAUGAAGUUUCAACCAAAUGCCAAAUUCAUUAAAACCUCCGAUCCACUUCAGCCUACUCAAGAAGAAACCCAGCCUUCAGAAGAAGCUGCCAUGAUUAACAACAUAGAAUAUAUUGUCGCUAAAAGUGCUGAGGAGAAAAAAGAUAUGUCUGGAACCGAUUCCUCCGCGACUGUUGUAUCACCUAAAGCUGUCUCUUCUCUUCAUGACACCAAUGGUGCUACAGAAAAAAGUGACUGCCUCUCCACCGAAGGUGUUCUUGACUCUUGUUUUGGUGCUAGUGAGACUACAGCCAGUGAUAUCAUUUCACAUCCUACCUCGCCAUCUAAACGUCAUAAUUCCUGUGAUACAUCGAAAGAGUCCAAUUGCUCAAAAAGUAUACUUCUACAUAGUCCACCUGUGAGUGCUUUGCAUCGUUCUCCUUCGAAGCAGAAAUCUACUGCCAGUCCUAAAUCUCCUGCUCUAAUGGAAAUUGGGUCCCCACCUGCAAGAAGACAAAGCUCUCCAGAAGUAUCCGAGUCUCUAAGUUUGAAAAUAACAAUCGACACUGCCGCAUUAGACAAUUUUCUAAUUAGAGUUGUGCGAGUAACUGAGGACUAUACUGUAGAAAAACUUUUGCAACUUUAUUCAAUAUUGCAACAGUGUGUUUAUAAUCAUAGAAAAGAACUUGAUAAGAAAAAUUUAUUGAAAGAACUUGACAGACAUUUGGAUUGCUUUUUGCGUUAUAAACCAUCCUAGUCUAAGAUGAAGCCUUAUUCCAUUCAAUUUUUAAUGAACUUGUACAGGACACUGCCAGUUACACUGCCCGGAUUUUAUUCCACUAUUUUAAUGUGAUUUUUUAUUGUAAAAUACAAAGCUUAUUUAAAAUUUUGGCAUUUUUUUUAAUGUUUCAUCUUGAAAGAAGAAAUUUUGAUUACAUCAUGUAAUUUUUCCAAGGGAAUGUAAACUAAAAUUUUAAUUUUUUUUUUUUUUUUUUUUUUUUUUGAGAGCAUUUUUUUUAAUUGGAGCCCAGAAGGGUCUUAAGAAAUUAAUGUUGGAAAUCAAGAUUCUUUCCAUGAUGUCAUCACAUUUUCUUUUUUUCGAAGCACAAGUAGUUUGCAUCUGUAUUAGUGAUUUACUUGUAUUUAAUGUAAAACUAGUUUUUAAAUGUUUAUAUUUUACAAUGUAAAAGUCUUGUUUAUUUAAUUUUUUUGUUUGACCUAAUAUUUAAAGGAUUAAUAAUAGAUUAGCACCAGAGAGAAUUAAUUCUUUUGAAAUAUUUUUUUGUAAUUAUUACUGAUUUGUUUCAUUAUUUUAUUUAUUUUUAUUUUUUGUCAUUCAUUCAUUCAUAUGUGUUGCAUAAUAAAUUAUUUACCUGCAAGUUUAUAUUUAAACAUAGAUUUUCUCUUUAAUAGUCUAUAUUCUUCUCAAUUCCUCUUUUAUAUUUAUUUAUUGACCUCUCAUAUAAUUUCUAUUAAUUAAAAUUUCUUCUAGAUUAGUGAUUUCUAGGACAAAAAUCUUUUUGGGGGCUAUUAAAUUAUUCACUAGUUACUAAUACAUUUUUUAAAGAAUGGUGUAAAUAUUCACAUAGUACAAAUAAUUAAUUUGCAAAAGGAUUUUUUUUUUUUUCCUUGUCUGUCCAAUAUUUAGUUUGAGAAUAAUUCAUAUUAAGUUAUAUAUAAAUUGUAUUUUAAACAAAUAUCCAUUCACUAUUUUAUAUUUUAAAGCUAUAAUUGACCCAAAAUUAUAAUUUUGCUUCAAAGUUCACUUUCACACUUAGUCAAAGUUUUUACCAAUUUGUUAAUUCAAUGAAAUUUAUUGCAAUGAAAAAUUGUUCAUUAAUUGGAAAUUCAACAUCGACUGUCAGUUUCUAUCAAAUGUACAUCUACUGGUCCUAAAAGAUAUUUCAAUUCAUAAUUUUUUUAAAAAUUAUGGUCAUUGUAUUUUCACAUUUAUGUAGUAAAUUUCUGUGGAUAUAAAUCUGUUGGCUUUUCAGUGGAAGGAGACUUGUUGCACUUAUUAUUUCAUUUUUUCAUGUAAUACUAAUUUCAUCUUGAAUCAGUUCAUUCAAGUGAUUGUGGAAAUUACCUCUAAAAGAUAUGUAUGAACUAUUUAUAGGAUUAUUUUACAAGAUAUUUACCGUUUUAUUUAUCUUAAAAUUGGUUUACUAUUUUAUUGCUCAUCUUAUUUGAUAUACGAAAUUAGGAGAAAGUCAGGACCAAUGUAAAUUUAAUUGCCAAUAAUAAAAGGAAAAAUUAAUUUUACUAAAGUCUGUGUUGAGGAAAAUUGAUAAUAGAAGUAAGAACUAAAAUAUUUAUUGCUUGAAAAUGAUCUCCCCCCCCCUUUGUGUCUUUAAAGCAUUAAAAUACUUUAAAAGCUCAAAACACAAAUCUUAAACCAAGGUUUGAAUGUAUUUUAAAUUAUAUUAUCAAAAAGACUAUGAUCUGAGGCCAAUAUACUUCAAUAAUUUGUUCCAUGUGUAUAACUUAUUGUUAAAUGAAGAUUUAUGAUAAAAUAAUCGUGAAGUUUUUGUCCUGGCUUUUUCCUAUCAUAUUUGUUGAUAAAAUGUCUUAUAAAAUACCAUCACUGCCUCUUCAAAGCUGCCACAGCACCAAAGAUGCAUCACAUUCAGUGAUUCAGGACUAUUUUUAAGUGAGAAUUCCCCCCCCCCCCCCUCAUUAUUUUAUUCACUUUAAUAAGAUGCAAGACAUCUUGUGUGCAUAGAUCACUUUUCUUUUUUUCCCUUUUGUCAUAUUUGAAGAUUAUUUUAAGUAACGUGUUCAUAUAUUUUUGUGAUAGUUAUUCAUGUACCUGUAUAUCGACAAAUUUCUUUCAUUAUUUUUUCCCACUUAUGAUGAAUACCUUAUUUUCUAUUUCUUUGGAAAACUGUUAUUGUAGUGGAAAAUGUAAUCUUUUUGAGUAAUAUUUUGUUGAUUGAUGUAUUAAUAUUUCAUUCAUUUUUGUAAAAGUGUAUUUAUUUUAACUUAUUGAUAUUUGUUUAUUAAUUAUUAUACAUUUAUAUGUCAAUGUGUCUGUCUUAAUCUAAUUUUUGUCUUAGCAAGUGGAAGAAAAGGGCACGUUUCCUUAAAUUUAACACAUUGGCCACUGUGUCGCUUAUUUGUGAAUCAUUUGUGCUAUUGAAUUAGAUGACCUCCUCUCUACUACAGUUAAGCUGUAGCAAAGAAUGGGUCAUUUAAUUGAAUUUGUGAUCAGAAUCGUGGGCGUAAAUCAUGGUAGCGAAUGUGUUAAAUAUAGCCUUGAUAGUUGUGUAUAAUAAUCGAAUCAUAUAACUACCAGUGAUGAAUUUCAACUAUUGAAUCGUUAUAUAAGCUUUAAAAACAAAAGAGAAAAAAAAGAGCUUAAUAAAAUAAUCGAUGUCUUUGGGGGGAAACUUUAGUUUUUAACCCUUUAACCAGUUGGAAUAUAGUAAGUCAUCCCAACAAGUUUCAGCAAUAAUAUCUGGAAUGUAGAAAAUUGUUCUCUGUACAUUCAAGCAUUGUCUUUUAGGUAAAUUUCAGGUGUUGGAUAGUCGCUGGUCGAUGGGUUAAAGAAAAAUUCUAAAAUUUUAUGAGAGCAAAGUAAUGGGAAAAAUACUCUUGUGUUUAAUUCAUUGUAUAUCAAAAGUGAUUGCGAUCCAACAUUACAAACUUUUUACAUUCUAAACUCCAUAUGUAUUAAAUGAAAAUUAUUAUCGAGCGAAAGCACCAUUGAUUAAUUACUUAGGUGUAUUAUGGUCAAAGGCUUAAUAUUUUAUAACUUUAAGAACAGGUAGUGAAAUGCUAUUUAUUCUCUUUAUCAAAAAUGUAUACAAAUUUUUUUUGGGUAUUUCAUUAACAUUUUAAUGAAGUUUAUUAUAUUCCAAAUAUAUUCCUUGCAUGUAGGCAUCUCUAAUAUCUUUUAAUAAAAGAACAUUUACAUUAGAUUGGUAAGAUAACACAUGCACAGAAAAUGAGAAAUACUUGUUCUGAUGGAAUAAAUACAUGUUGUUGUCUCAUUUUUUUCUCAUUCUGCAUAUUGCUAAUUUCAAUUGUGUGACAAUAUUUGUAGUAAUCAAUGAAAUUUUUUGAGUGAAUAAUCUAGAAAAUAUCAAUAUAAUGUCUGAGUUUCUAGAUUUCUACCUAGAAAACUAUUAUUUCAAAUUUUACAAUGGCAAUUCAAAUAGGAUCGCAAUCACUCUUGAUAUUUUCAUGAAUAAAGAAUUAAAAGAAAAUUGCUAGAUGAAUUUUUUUUAACUAAUAUUUCCGAGUUAUUUCAAUAAAAACAGUAUGUAAAUGUAUUAUUUUUAAUGUUUUAGAAGAUAUAGCAUUUUAAAUGUAGUGCAAAUAAAUUACCAUGAUGGUUAAUCAGAUGCUUUAAGUGAAAUCUUAUGUCUGAACUUCCAUACUAUUUGUGGUCAUUUUUUAAAGGGUAAUGAACAUAUUUUAAAUUUUGAAAAUACAUUCAUUUGUGCAGUGUUUAAAAGUUGAUUUUCCUACACUGAUAGCAAUGUGUGUAAAUAUCAGGGAUAUGCCUGUUAUUUAAAGGAAUGUUUAACUACUAGCUGAAAUUAUAAUACUUGGGUAGUUCAUACUAAUAAUCAUUUUUGCAGUAGUUCGUAUUUCAUAUGAACAUUCUAUUGCAUAUAUGUAUAUAUGCAUAUAGUUAAAUUAAUUAUAAUAAAGGCAUAUAUAUUUUUUUAGCUCAUACUUUUAUAAAUAAGUAUCGUCUUGAAAAAUAAUAAAUGUAUUUAAAAGAAAACAUCUUGUAAUUCUUAAACUAUAUUUUUAAAAAUAGUUGUAACUUAUUUGUAGAAUUAUCACUGCCAUACUUUCUGUACUUUCAUUUUUUUUGUAACUGAUAUAAUUGAAGUCUAUCUUACUGUAAUGUAUAUUUAUUUAUAUUAUUUAAAUGGAAUCUGCAAAAUAAUCAGUGUGUUUGGUUUAGCUUAAAAAUUUUGCACUUUGAGAUUUGUCUUCUGUUUGGUCUGGCUGACAUCUAGUUUUGUCAUAUUUGUUUUGAAUGUGCUUUUUUUUCUCUUAUUUUUAAUAAUUGUGAAUUAAUAUUUUUAUUGCUCAAGAGAAA